This is a messenger RNA of Phalaenopsis equestris, 3184 nucleotides long. RefSeq names its product ABC transporter A family member 8-like. Gene Ontology annotation, molecular function: lipid carrier activity; ABC-type transporter activity; ATP binding. Gene Ontology annotation, cellular component: intracellular membrane-bounded organelle; membrane. Gene Ontology annotation, biological process: lipid transport; transmembrane transport. The record is from RefSeq and is a predicted model, not a curated record. NCBI's taxonomy places the organism in Eukaryota, Viridiplantae, Streptophyta, Magnoliopsida, Asparagales, Orchidaceae. The coding region runs from base 233 to 3109 and encodes 958 amino acids. The transcript is spliced from 19 exons.
CGGGCGGUUUCCUCUGGUUUUGCUCAGGAGGUAUUAUCCAUUGUAGCCUUCGCUCGUCAGAAGGAUACAGAGCUACAAUUUUGUUUUCACCCAAUUUGGAACAUUUCUGCAGGUAAUACAAAUACAUUAAAAAAAUAUCAAGGAACAUAGUAUUAUUUAGCCUUCGCUCAACAGAAGGAUACAGAGCUACAAUUUAUGUCUUAGCCAUUGAGUGAUAUUAGGCAAAAUCUCAAUGGAUGAUGUUGUAUCACCAAAACCUUCAAGCUUUUGUUCUCAGUUGAAUGCACUUACGAGGAAGAACAUCACCUUCCAGAAAAGAAACAUCAGAACAAAUCUGGGUCUGAUUAUCAUCCCACUCUUACUGUGUUUGAUGCUGUUUGGCAUUCAAAAACUAGCCUCAUUAAUUAUAAUUGAUCCUGAGAUACAUUGUGAUUGUGGGGAUUGCAUGGAUGAUCCAAACCAAGAAUCUUGUGAAGAUAAAUGCUCCAGUGCUCUUGAUAUGUUGCAAGGCAAUUCAGUAUAUUGCCCAGAAGCACACCCAGCACAGCUGCCAGUUUUGUUUCAGAUACCAAUGCCUCAAUUUCGUGCAACAAAGAGUAGAAGUUCUUCUUCUUCUUCUUCAAUUUACAACUCUGGACUUCCACCUCAUUCUUGUCUGAAAAAUAAAUCUUGCCCUGUCACUAUAUUAAUCACCGGGCAAAACCGUAGUUUGGCGCAGAGCAUAGGAAGAAAUCUUUUUGGAAGCAAAAAGUUGGAGAAGCCUUCAGAUUAUGUGAGCCCUCAGGUCGUCGCAUCUGAAUUUAUGUUGGGAACAUCAGAAAUGCUUCCAACCACAUUUUACUUCGAACCAGCUUUCAUGAUGGGCAGUCCACCUCUCUACAUUGUUCAUCCCAAUUGCAGCUCAAACAUAGAAUUUCCUGUUUCAAUCAAGAUGGCUGGUCUUUCUCUUACUCAAGAGGUGAGAUGUGUGAAUGGACUUGCUCUCUGGCGUGAAAAUUCUUCAGUGAUAAACAAAGAGUUAUCUAUGGGCUACCAAAUGGGGAACGUCGAUGAGAGAAUUGAUGAAAUACUUGCAGCUUAUGAUUUCUCCAACACUGACAGCAACACUUUCAAUGUCACCAUUUGGCAUAACGAAACUUAUAGGAACAAUGACCUUCUCCUUCGGAUUUUUCGUGCUUCAAACGCAGCCGCAAAUGCAUAUCUUCAAUUUUUCAAGGGGGCUAAUGUAAAGAUGCUGCUUGAAUUUGUCAAAGAAAUGCCUAAAGGUGCAACAAAACCGGACAAAGUAAACGUUUCUGCUCUUAGUCCCUUGUUUUUCACAUGGGUCAUUGAGCUGCUUUUUCCGGUAAUGUUGACUUAUCUAGUUUAUGAAAAGCAAAAGAAUAUGCGAAUGAUGAUGAAAAUGCAUGGCCUUGGUGAUCUUCCCUACUGGUUAAUUUCCUAUGGAUAUUUUUUGGUCUUGUCAGCCUCUUACAUGUUAUGUUUCAGCUUAUUUGGUUCCAUUAUUGGGAUAAAAUUAUUCACCUUAAACAAGUUCAGUCUCCAGUUUGUAUUCUACUUUUUAAGCAUAAAUUUGCAGAUUUCUCUUACAAUUUUCACCUCAGCACUGUUCUUGGAGGUGAAGACUGCUGCAGUGGUUGGAUACUUGUACGUAUUUGUUUCAGGCCUUCUUGGAUCAUCUCUUUUGGAGCGCUUUAUUGAAGACGCCUCCUAUCCAAGAGAACUACUUGUACUAAUGGAGAUUUUCCCCGCUUUUUCCAUAUACCGUGGUCUUUAUGAACUCGCACAAUAUUCCCUUCGUGUGGAAUCACUUGAAGCACCUCGUAUAGGUUGGAAGGACAUUAAUAAGGACAGGCAAGGGAUGAGAGCUGUUUUGAUCAUCAUGGUUGUAGAAUGGGCAGCACUUCUGCUGCUUGGAUAUUACUUGGAUCAAGUUGUUUCAAAUGGCAAAGGAGUUAGAAAACAUCCACUUUGGUUUUUAACAAAGUUUCAGAGAAAGACAAAUAGAAAUAAGCAAAGGCAAGGAUAUGACAUUCUCAUUAAUAUGGAUAAACCAGAUGUUGCUCAAGAGAGAGAAAUAGUUGAAAAGCUGAUGCAAGAACCCUGUAAAAUCCAGGCCGUUCUAUGCGACGACUUAAGAAAGGUGUACCCAGGAAGUGAUGGAAAUCCAGAUAAGCAUGCAGUUCGGGGCCUUUCACUUUCUAUUUCUCAAAGGGAAUGCUUCGGCAUGCUUGGACCUAAUGGAGCAGGCAAAACUUCUUUCAUAAACAUGGUGACUGGGCUCACAACUCCCACUUCAGGCACAAUAUUAGUUCAAGGACUAGAUAUCAGCAGAGAUAUGGACAAAGUGUAUUCUUUAAUGGGUGUAUGCCCGCAACAUGAUUUGACCUGGGAUUGUUUAACCGGUAGAGAACACCUCCUUUUUUAUGGUAGAUUGAAGAACCUUAGAGGAGAUUCGCUGAUGAAGGCAGUUGAAGAAUCAUUACAGGCAGUCAAUCUAUUAGACAAAGGUGUGGCUGACAAGCGAGUUGAACAAUAUAGUGGUGGCAUGAAGAGAAGGCUCAGCGUAGCCAUAUCACUCAUUGGCAAUCCUAAAGUUGUAUAUAUGGAUGAGCCCAGCACUGGAUUAGAUCCAGCAUCGAGAAAAAGACUAUGGAGUGUUGUGCAGCAUGCAAAAAAAGAUAGAGCAGUUAUUCUCACAACCCACUCCAUGGAAGAAGCUGAGGCUCUUUGUGAUCGUGUUGGAAUCUUUGUGGAUGGGUAUCUUCAAUGUCUUGGAAGCCCAGUUGAGUUAAAAGCCAGAUAUGGAGGUUAUUUUGUGCUGACAGUGACCACCCCAUCCAAUGAAGAAGAAGAUGUGGAGAAAUUAGUGCAACAAAUAUCCUCAGCAGCAACAAGAGUAUAUCAUUUAUCUGGAACACAGAAAUUUCAGCUACCUAAGAAAGGGCUAAGCCUGUCUGACAUAUUUAGACAAAUUGAAGCUGCAAAAAGAAGGCUGAACAUACAAGCUUGGGGCUUGUCAGAUGCAGCACUGGAGGAUGUUUUCAUCAAAGUUGCAAGUAGUGCUAAUUCCUUAUAUCAUCAUAAUCUUAAUAAGAAAUGUGACUAACCAUAUAUAUUUGCUAGUGGUAAAACAAAGGGAAAUUUACAUACGUAGCACACAAUUCUUAUGUAGUUACAUAUC